GACAGCAGACAAGAAAGGGGUUUGACUUUUGAGCAUGUUUUGUAAAUAAAAGAGCACGCAAGCUACAAAUGUAACCAAAGUCUUCACGGUUUGGGAUGCAAUGGAUGAUGACAAGCUGUUAUCCGAUCUCCUUGAUCCAGUGGUGAACUCAGUAAAUAGCAGCAAACGCAAUAUGUCUAGUAGCACAACGUCUACCCCUUCACAGUCCAGCCACUACCAAGUAUACACAAGAAGAUGGUACAUGCUGAGCGUACUGGUUGUGCUCAACCUAUCCAAUGCUAUUGGUUGGAUCUCCUUUGCUCCAAAAGCAGACAUCACCGCUGAAUACUACAAAACUUCCUUUGCUAACGUCAAUUGGUUAUCUCUGAUUUACAUGGUGACAACUAUUCCCAUUGGUUUCUUAUCAACAUGGGUUCUGGAUACAUUCGGAUUGAGAACUGGGAUGUUACUAGGUGCCUGGCUGAACCUCAUUGGACUCGCAACACGAUACGUAAGCACAAUCCCACAAGUUGAUGGUUACAGAUUCCUGAUCGUCAUGAUCGGCCAAGGGAUCGCAGCGUCUGCACAACCGUUUCUUCUCUUCGCGCCGACUAAACUAGCAGCAGUCUGGUUUCCGGACAGUCAGAGGGCUAUCGCUAAUACGUUAGGUUCGGCGUCCAAUCCUCUUGGAAUACUCCUGGCAUUUGCACUGACUAAUGUUAUCGUACAGGAUGUGACUGAUAUUCCAACAAUGUUGUGGAUAUACACUAUUCCGGGCGGAGUGGCAGCGGCUAUGAUGACAGUAGGAUUCUGUAACAGUCUUCCCCCUACGCCUCCUAGUGCUAGUGCUGCUGCUGUUAGUGAAUCUUUUGUACAGGGUCUUAAGAAGAUAAUACGCAAUCCUGCCUUCCUGCUCCUUCUUCAAGUGUUUGGGUCUGGUCUUGGGUUAUUCAACACUGUCAGCUCAUUGGUCGAGCAAGUUCUUUGUUCAAGAGGCUACUCCGAUAAUUUCUCCUCGAUGGUUGGUGCUCUGAUGAUUGGCGGUGGAAUGGUUGGAGCAAUUAUAACAGGCGUCUACGUUGAUAAGACAAAGAAGUUUGAGAUGACGGCCAAGAUGUCCUUCACUGUGGCCGUUCUUGGCGUCAUUUCUUUCUGCACGCUAUCGUGCUACCAGGGUUUAGAUCCAUACAUAGCAGUAGCCGCUGGAAUAUUCGGCACAUUUGGAUUUGGUGCAUACCCCGUUAUUAUGGAGCUUGGAGUUGAAACAACGUACCCUGUGGCUGAAGGGACUAGCACUGGCUUUCUAGUAAUGGCUGGGCAAGUACAAGGCAUUGCUGGCAUCCUACUCAGCCAGUACCUGACCACAGAUCUUACUCCACAUCAGAAAAAUAUACAAGUUUGCCAAGGAGACGUCACUCCCCAAGAUUUAACUCUUCCACUCCUGAUCUUUGCUGGUUAUGCAGCGUUCAACGCUUGCAUCUUUUUACUCUUCUUCAAGACGGAAUACAAGCGACUCAAAGCUGAGGAGCGCCAAGCAGCUAGUAGCAUCUUAAACUUCAGCAGUCGAAGCCUUGGGACACCGGCCCCUCAAGGCAUUUAUUCGUGAGAUCAAAGGUCAGAUAAUUACCGACAUCUACAUGUAUGCCCAAUUUCAUGGCUCUGCUUACCGUAAGUAAAGAAUCUUCGCGAAUGGAAGCAGGGAAUUUCGUGCUAACGUCAGCGUAUUUCACAGGUUGGCAGGGGAUUUGUGUGCGUGAGUACUCUCUGAUACUAAGACAAAUUCGCCAAACUUUAUCAAAACUGCUCCAGAUGAAAAAAAUUUCAAAUCUAUGCUUAUAACUUGCAUCUUUUUAUUUUAAUUUGAUGCUUCUUUAUUUUGUGAAGCGCUUCGGGACUUCUGUGUAAGGUUUAUUAUUAGUAUUAUAAGGCAUUCUUCACCUACGCAGCUAGUACAUAAAUGUGGUGCUUGCCCUCUUGAAGAAUUGUGAUCGCAAGCACUGAAUUUGUCGGUAUCAGAGCUGUGAAAUUGAGACCUGGUUUUGCAAUAUUCCCAUAAGGGCUACACGGAGGGCAUGGCCUACAUGUAUGUUGCCCCACUUCUUGGCCUUGGUGCACCUUUCAAAAUAUUCUGACAGACUUUUCCAUUGGAAGUGCUUUUUUUAAAAGACUAAUUUUCUUGCCCUGUCAAAAUGAAUGUUCACUCCUGCAAUACGUCUGUUAUUGUUAUUAAUGAAGCAAAACAUUUUUAGAAAUCCGGAAGGUACUUUUGUUUGAGGUUAAAAGGGUAGCUCACUGUACUUGAAUAUGUUGGUCAAGCUACCUGACUGCUGGUUGCAAACCCUACUUCAUUGGUUAUGGAUCUAAGAAUAAACCAUACAUAAUAGUAAACUAGCGAGUACAACCAUGUGUAAAUCUUUUCUGUUGGAUUGUUGGUUCUGAAAAGAGCCGGUUCAGUCGUGACAAUUCUUAAAGUACUAUCUCCUCGACUUCAGUUUUUUUUUAAAGACGAGCAGAAACGUCUAGACGAAGGAUCUUCUCAUAGCCAACAAGCUCUCAGGAGAGGAUUAUUACAUGGUUGUAACCGCAAGUUUACCAUUAUUUAUAGUUUAUUUUUAUCCUUCACACCAUGCAAAGCUUCAAACAUCACUUGAUUAUGGAUCUCUUGACGAGUUAACCAUUGUAUUUCUUUUUCUGUUUAAAAGUGAGCCUUGCGAACUGCCUUUUCAAAAACGAAGGUCAAAAAACUUUGGGUGUGACAAGGAAGAAAAGGAAUCGUGCAGCUUUGAUAAAACUAGCGCAAAUUAUGCCCAAUCGAUCACACUCCUUUAAUUUAUUGUUGACGUACUUUAUUUUUUGCCUUUUCUCUUAAUUUUCCUUUUUGUUUAUUGAUGCAAUGUA
This is a messenger RNA of Asterias rubens (European starfish), 2877 nucleotides long. Its product is annotated as solute carrier family 49 member A3-like. Gene Ontology annotation, biological process: transmembrane transport. Bases 101 to 1585 code for a protein of 494 amino acids. The record is from RefSeq and is a predicted model, not a curated record. Gene Ontology annotation, molecular function: transmembrane transporter activity. The transcript is spliced from 10 exons. Gene Ontology annotation, cellular component: membrane. Lineage: Eukaryota; Metazoa; Echinodermata; Asteroidea; Forcipulatida; Asteriidae.